AUGACGGCCGACACGAUCGCCGCCACCCCUGCGGCCCCAACUACCAACGGCCUCAAGCCGUCCAAGCCUCUCGGCUCUGAAUCAAAGCCCGCACCCACCGAUGAGCAGAACACGCACAACGUCACAGACUCCUCAGUCCUGCACCGCAACCUAAAAGUCGUGCUGCCGAUCGUGACCCACGCGCGGGGUUCGUAUCUGUACACGUCCUCGGGGCAGCGCAUUCUGGACGGGAGUGGUGGCGCCGCAGUCGUCAGUGUAGGACACGGUGUGCCCGAGAUUAUCUCCGCGGUCUCGUCGCAAAUCAGCACACUGCCCUAUGUCUCUUCAGCGCUGUUUGCGAUCCAGCCCGCCGAGGAACUCGCGAGGCGGAUGUGCAGAGAUAGCGGGAUGGAGCGGGCCGUGUUCCUCUCUGGCGGCUCUGAGGCUGUGGAAAGCGCGAUCAAGCUUGCAAGACAGUAUCAUGUCGAGCGGGGCGAGCGUCAACGGACCGAGUUUAUCGCGCGCGAGGCGAGUUAUCAUGGCAACACGCUUGGCGCGCUCUCUCUGGGCAGACACAUGGCGCGGCGCGAGUUCAACGAGCCGUUAUUGUCGGCCCACUUCCACGCCGUCUCGCCGUGCAACAGCUAUCGCCACCAAUCUCCCUCCGAGACGGAAGCAGCGUACGUCGCCCGCCUAGCCACGGAGCUCGAGGAGAAGAUCCUCUCCCUCGGUCCUGACCGCGUCGCCGCCUUCUUCGCCGAACCCGUCGUCGGCGCCGCGGCGGGCUGCGUCCCCUUCGUUCCCGGGUAUCUCUGCGCAAUGAAGCGUGUGUGCGAGAAGUACGGCGUGCUCUUCUGUCUCGACGAGAUCAUGUGCGGCGCCGGGCGGACGGGCAAGCUGCAUGCGUGGAUGAACGAUCUGGCCCCUUCCUCCUUGCCUGAGCGGUUGGGUGGUGAGGGCGAAGAAAGCGAAGAUGCCGAGGGAGAGGGAUGGGGGGAGGAAGCGAGGCCGGAUAUCCAGACAUUGGGCAAGGGCCUGUGUGGUGGAUAUGCGCCCCUCAGCGCUGUUCUGGUCAGCAGGAAAGUGUGUGAGGGCCUCGAGGGCGGAUCCGGCGCGUUUAGGAACGGGUACACGUUCCAGUCCUCUGGCACUGGCGUCGCGGCCGGCCUGGCGGUUUACGAGUAUAUGGAGAAGCACGAUUUGGAGUACGCGCUGACCUCCAGAGUCCGCCAAUGCGCGCGACGCGGGCAAUAUCUCCGCCGUCUCCUCGAGGAGCGCGUCAGUCCCCUGCCGCACGUCGGGAACGUCCGCGGCCUGGGUCUCUUCCAGGGCAUCGAGUUUGUCGCCGACAAGGAAUCCAAGGCGCCCUUUGCACCCGGCGAGCAUGUGGCCGACAAGGUGGCUAAUGCGAUUCUCGAGCAUGGCGCGGCAGUGUACCAUGGUGCUGCGACUAGGAUCACAGGCGACCACAUCAUGCUCUGUCCUCCUUACACUGUUUCUGAGGCGGAGAUUGACGAGUUGGUCGAUGCUGUUGUCAAGGGCAUCCAGGAGGUGUUCCCGCAGUAG
Trichosporon asahii var. asahii CBS 2479 is the source of this 1545-nucleotide messenger RNA. RefSeq lists its product as uncharacterized. Lineage: Eukaryota; Fungi; Basidiomycota; Tremellomycetes; Trichosporonales; Trichosporonaceae. Gene Ontology annotation, molecular function: transaminase activity; pyridoxal phosphate binding. The transcript has 3 exons. The record is from RefSeq and is a predicted model, not a curated record. The coding region runs from base 1 to 1545 and encodes 514 amino acids. Gene Ontology annotation, cellular component: cytosol.